UGUGUGUGUGAGAAAUCCUACCCCAAUUUAUUUGUGCAAUUUACUUUUUUUUAGCAGUGGCAAAUACUUGAGUGCUUGAUCUGGUGCGUGUGUGACGUUCUCUGUCUCUCUCAGGCAGCUCUGUGACUUUACAAAUAAGGAACUAAGUACGCGGAGGAAGUUAGACAAUAAUGGCAACUUGGAUUUCUCAAUAUAUUUUGUGACAAUGUUUUCUGUGCUGCUAACAUAAUUUUGAGUUGUGACAACUGCAGAAGAAUCAGAUAUCUCCAUAGGUACUCUCAGUGGUGGGAUGUAACAAAGUACAUUCACCUUGUAACUGUACUUAACUACGUUUUUCCAGGCUGCCUUCCCCAUAUCCGUGUCCCAGUCUAUGGCUGCCGAUGACUAUAACCCUGUCUCCCUCCGACACAAAUCCAAGAAGAAGAGCAGAGGAGGAAAUGGCACAAUGAGCAGAAGACGGAUCUCGGUCAAAGAGCUGGGUCAGCCGGACCACCAGGGCUGGCUGUACAGGAAGAAAGAGAGUAAAGGCUUCCUGGGCAUGAAAUGGAAGAAGUUCUGGUUCGUGCUGAAGAAGACGGCGCUCUACUGGUACAACAACCAGCUGGCAGAGAAAGCCGAGGGCUUCAUUGACCUCACCAACUUCAUGAUUGACAGAGCCAUAGAGUGCAAGAAGAAACAUGCGUUCAAGGCCUGUCACCCACAGGUCAUGAUGUUUUAUUUUGCUGCCGAGAGCCACGAGGAGAUGAACUUAUGGUUGAAUAAGCUUGGGUUAGCCUCCAUUAAGUACGAGCCCACAGAACAAAACCCUGCAGCCGAGUGUUACAGUGAGGCCAGUGACCAUGAAGAGGCUGAAAGCACAGAGAUCCCCCCUCCACCAUACUCUGAACAGACGCUGCGGAACUCUGUGGAGGCACCAACACCGCCUGGCAGCACACAUCAGGGUACCCUCCCUCCCCCUUACUCCUCCGCGGCCCCCAGCGAGGCCAACUGUUCGCUCUCGUCACCCGUCAGCACGAUGACGUCGCAGAGCUCCGCCUCUUCGCUCGCCAAGCACCGGCAGUCCUGGCUGGACCUGGUCUCGCAGGCGUCUCCUCCCGCUGGGGAAACGGCCGUGGUGUGCUCGGCUCAGGUACACUCGCAGCAGCAGCUUCCACGGGAGGAGGCAGAGGAGCAGGGGGAGGAGGUAGAUGGAGGCCCUCAGGUGAUGGAGAGUUCAGUUCACAGGGGCCCUUCAGACGUGGUGUUUAAGGAGGACAACACUGCUGCGGAGGGGGAGGCACAGAAGGAGAGUUCAGGUGCUCAAGAUGAAGGGGAUCAUGGGAACGGCUCCGAUGAGAUGGAGAGGCUGUACAUUCAUCUAAAACAGGCGAGCCUGUCCCCAAUAGGAAAUCGCAAGCCCUCGACUAAAAGGGAAUUCAGGGCCUCCUUCGUAAAACGCUGUAAAAACCAUACUAUCAACGAUAAACUGCACCUUAUCAGGACACUCAACAGCACGUUAAAGUCGAAGGAAGCAGACCUACAGGUAAUCGAGCAGUUGCUUACGAAGCAGGAGCUCACAUCGCACAAGUUCAAAGAGUGGAAGGAGGCCAACGGGCCCUUGGUGCAGGAGAUCUGCGUGAAACUGAACCAACAGGUGGCGCCAGAGGCCACGAAAGCUGCAGCAUCAGUCAGUGCUGCUCCAGUGGUGGAGACUAGUUUAUAAAGACUCCUCAUUUCUACUGUAUCCAGACUUACACACACACACACACACACACACACACACACACACACACACACACACACACACACACACACACACACUGAUGUUUUCAAUUGAGAAUAUCAGCCAUAUCAGCCGACUGUCAGUGCUGUUAAACAAGUAACUGGAUCAAUGAAGAAAAGUGUUUUUUACGUGGUUUUUACGUGGAGACAAUAAAUGAACAUCAGUUCACAGUGAAAUGUGUUUUUUGUAAUACUUUUAUUUUUUGACUUGUGAGAUUAGAUCAUUUCCCCGGCGACUGUUUUUAACAUGUAAAUCUGUGAACCUAUGCAUACGUUGUUUUGAAUAAUGGAGGACGUUGAAAUAAUGGAUCCGUUGUUCUCUGCAUGGAAAAUACUUGUUUUUACAGUUUGGUUUCUAUCUGAUUUGAUUUCAUCAGUUGUGAACAUGUUUUAAUCAUUUUUUUUUUCUCUUAUUGGUGCCAUGCACCUUUUACUGCUGUUUCACUUGAGUCUCACAGAAACUGUUGUGAAUGAUCAGAGUGUGUUGUUCAUCAUAGAAAAUUACAUCAUCAUACUUUACAAACUGAGCUCCUCCUUUGCAGUAGGAAAGCCUAAACAAUGAAGAAUCCCAACCUUAAUGACUAACAAAAUAUUGACAGUAAUAGAUAAACAAUGUGAGAAAGACUUAAUUACUAACAAAAGAUUAGAUUUGAGCCAGGAAAACAUAGGAUACAUGGUGGAUAAUUCUCAGGAAAAACAAGCUGAAAUUGUUUAAAAUACUCUGCUUGGGCCAACAAACCCAAACCAUAUAUAGUUCCAGCUAAGCAGAGAAUUAGGAGGUUGUACAGUAACGGGCAUUAUGUGACUGUGCCCAGCCACAGCUCCACAGAGCAACUGGUUCAGGAAGCUCAGACCAAGCAAAGUUCCCUGUCAGGAGCCAAAACCAAGCCCCAGGCACAAGAGAUGCAUUUUUCUGAAUAAAGUUUCAUCUGUCGUGCACAUUAAACAUUAACUGAGUGUAAAUAGUUGUAAAUGGAUGUUCAUUCUUUUUGAUAUGUGUUCUGGUAUGAAAGUCAUUGUGAUUGUUUGUAUAUAGUGAAAUAAACUGUUACGAAAUUGAA
Hippoglossus stenolepis (Pacific halibut) is the source of this 2822-nucleotide messenger RNA. RefSeq names its product interaction protein for cytohesin exchange factors 1 (gene ipcef1). Lineage: Eukaryota; Metazoa; Chordata; Actinopteri; Pleuronectiformes; Pleuronectidae. The record is from RefSeq and is a predicted model, not a curated record. The transcript is spliced from 11 exons. Bases 371 to 1702 code for a protein of 443 amino acids.